UAAAUAUGCUAAAAUCUAUCAUUUGUUUGGGUUUUCUGCUGCUUUUGCUGGAAGGUUCGCACGCAGCAUUUAACUGCUCAGCGCCGCCGAAUUUUAAUAACUUCGACAUUAACACUUGCUGCCGCACUCCGGAAUUGGAUAUGGGUGAUGUGCCGCAGAAAUGCCACAAAUAUGUGAGUGGUUUGAAGUCGGCCAACUCCAAAUAUCCCAGCUUUGCUCAUCUCUGCUAUCCUGACUGUAUUUAUCGGGAAACGGGAGCCAUGACGAAUGGAAAAAUUAGAAUGGAAAGGGUUAAGCAGUAUUUGGAAGAGCAUGUUCAUCGGCGAGAUCAGGAUAUUGUGGCCCACAUAGUGCGCUCCUUCGAGUCCUGUCUGUCCAACGUCAAAGGCCACAUGAAGUCAUCGAACAUCGAGUCCUACAAGGUCCUGCCCCACGGCUGCUCACCCUUUGCCGGCAUAAUCUAUAGCUGUGUGAAUGCCGAGACCUUCCUUCACUGCCCCCCGAAAAUGUGGAAAAACGAGCGACCCUGCAAUUUGGCCAAGGAAUUCGCCGAACAAUGCAACCCCCUGCCACAUGUUCCGCUGCCCAGCAGCUGAUUCUCCACAUAGAUCUUAGAUUCCCGAAAAAUGUAAACAAUCAUUUAAAGU
Molecule: messenger RNA, 647 nt
Organism: Drosophila takahashii
Lineage: Eukaryota; Metazoa; Arthropoda; Insecta; Diptera; Drosophilidae
Gene: Obp50e
Product: Odorant-binding protein 50e
Molecular function (GO): odorant binding
Source: RefSeq, a predicted model, not a curated record